AUGGUAUGCUUGGGCAUACUCGCCGCAGCCGGAUUAGGUGCCGUAGGAUUCAUCACUUAUUUCCAUCAUGGGGAGCAUCAUCUCCAUGGUACUAUGGAGUCUUGUAGAUUGAAACCAGAAUCGCAAAUCAUUGCAUCGUCCCUACUCAGUCCAUGCAAGGGUAGGGAACUAACGCCAGCUAAGAAGCGAGUGCUACACGAAGACGCACAGUUACUUGUAGUGGCUAGAAGUGAUACCACCUCCAUAGUAUAUGCCCUUUACAAACUCGCACUCCACCCUCAAAAAACUAUAAAGGAACUCCGCGAGGCAAUUUCCGCAUCCCUACCAGAGGGUGAGACAGAAAUCAGAACUCAGCACAUCCAAGACCUAAAUAUCCUGAACGGUAUUAUCAAUGAGACUCUCCGCCUCUACCCACCUAUACCUACUGCAUUAUGGCGAUUAACACCCGCUGAGGGGGUGUGGAUAGACGAGGAGACGUACAUUCCAGGGAAUGUCGUAGUCUCAACGCCUCAUUAUGUUCUGGGACGAAGCGAAGAUCUGUACGAAAGGCCCGACGACUUCAUCCCGGAGCGAUGGUACUCCAAGCGCGAAAUGAUCAAAUAUGAAGAUUCCUGUGUCGGUAGGCCCUUGGCUAUGCUCAAUCUACGCAUGACACUAGCCAAACUCAUUCAUACAUACGAUAUCUCACUUCCAAGCUCGAUGACAACGGAAGAAGUGCAAGCCGCAAUGAAGGGGAACAUGAAGGAUAAUUUUGCUCUUAUGCCGGGCCAGUUGAAUUUGAUAUUCAAGAGGAGAGAACAGUAA
This is a messenger RNA of Talaromyces stipitatus ATCC 10500, 804 nucleotides long. RefSeq names its product benzoate 4-monooxygenase cytochrome P450, putative. The coding region runs from base 1 to 804 and encodes 267 amino acids. The record is from RefSeq and is a predicted model, not a curated record. The transcript is spliced from 5 exons. Gene Ontology annotation, molecular function: monooxygenase activity; heme binding; iron ion binding. NCBI's taxonomy places the organism in Eukaryota, Fungi, Ascomycota, Eurotiomycetes, Eurotiales, Trichocomaceae.